AUGGCUAUUAUGGAAACUGCUCAAAAAUCUCAAAAGUCCAAAACUAAUAACUUUACAUCGAUUUUGGAUCAGGUCCUAAAAAAAUACAACUUGACUAUCGAAUCCAAUCCAUCUCAAUUAUGCGACUAUGCUAGCGAACUUAGUUAUUAUGCUGAGGGCGAUACUUCUGAUUCUGAACCUGAAUCUCAAAUUUCUACGCCUCAGUCUAAGAAUAAUGAUCUUUUGAAGAAAGCGCAUUCCAUGCAUUAUAAUCCUUUUGAUUCCCAGAUUGCGGAAAUAGAUUCGAUGUUGGCAGGAAUGUGA
This is a messenger RNA of Entrophospora sp. SA101, 303 nucleotides long. Lineage: Eukaryota; Fungi; Glomeromycota; Glomeromycetes; Entrophosporales; Entrophosporaceae. The record is from the annotation of a GenBank genome assembly.